AUGUGGUUCAGGAGGACUCUAAAGCAGAAUAGGAAGGUCAUGAUCCCCCUUCACCUCAUCACCUCCUCCAUGUGGUUUGGGACAUUUUACUAUGCUGCCAUGCAGGGUGUAAAUGUUGUUCUGUUUCUGGAUUAUGUUGGACUCCCGCAGGAGCUUGUUAAACUGUUGGAGCAUUCCCAGAGUUGCUAUGCACUGAAUGCUCAUAUCUCAUUUCACGUUUGGACAGCAAUUGUGGCAAUAAGGGGGACGUCAUUCUCGAUCAGGUACCUCCAUAAACACAGCCAAAUGACCACCCCACUGCCCAUUAAGGAGUAUCUGCAGGACAAGAUGGAGGAGACCAAGGAACGCCUCUCUGAGAAGAUGGAUUGAAACCAAGGACGGGUUGUCUGAGAAGAUGGAAGAGCUCAUCGGUCGGGGAGGAUUGGGGACAACAAGGACAAGUUGGCAGAGAAACUCCAGGAGACCAAAGACCAAGUGUUUUUCAGAAAGAAACCAGAGUAG
Messenger RNA from Oncorhynchus keta (chum salmon), 501 nucleotides. RefSeq lists its product as uncharacterized. The transcript is spliced from 4 exons. NCBI's taxonomy places the organism in Eukaryota, Metazoa, Chordata, Actinopteri, Salmoniformes, Salmonidae. The record is from RefSeq and is a predicted model, not a curated record. Gene Ontology annotation, cellular component: mitochondrion.